Molecule: messenger RNA, 2221 nt
Organism: Hemibagrus wyckioides
Lineage: Eukaryota; Metazoa; Chordata; Actinopteri; Siluriformes; Bagridae
Gene: tyrp1b
Product: tyrosinase-related protein 1b
Exons: 8
Coding region: 116-1684 (522 amino acids)
Biological process (GO): melanocyte differentiation; melanosome organization
Cellular component (GO): melanosome
Molecular function (GO): oxidoreductase activity
Source: RefSeq, a predicted model, not a curated record
GAUCACGAGAUGAAGGGAUCAGCAAAAUGAGUGCAGUCAUGAGGGAAGGCUUUGAAAGAAUUUCCAUGGAUUUGUAGCAGAGAAACGAGAGGAAACUUAAACCAGUUCCUGCAGGAUGUGGCAGAGUGUGUUGUCACUCUGCAUGUGUGUGGCAGUCACCCGGGCGCAGUUUCCACGCCAGUGUGUGACACCCGAGGUCCUGCGUAGUGGCACCUGCUGUCCGUCACUCACCGGUCUAUCCGAUGAUGAAUGUGGAUUGAGGAGCGGGCGUGGCCGGUGUAUGCCAGUCGCCGCUGACCUGCGUCCGCACGGCCCUCAGUAUCCUCACGAUGGACAGGAUGAUCGGGAACGAUGGCCGCUGCGCUUCUUUAACAGGACCUGCGUGUGCAACAAAAAAUUCAGUGGGUACAACUGUGGACGGUGCAGGUAUGGACUAAGUGGAGUGAACUGUGAUCAGAGAAUCACUGUGGUGCGUCGAAACAUCCUGCACAUGUCUCCAGAAGAAAAGCGGGCUUUUGUCAACACUCUGGAUCAAGCUAAAAGAACGGUGCAUCCUGAUCUGGUUAUCUGUACACGACGGUAUGAGGAGCUCUUUGGCCCGGAUGGAAACAGUGUCCAGUGUGAAAACAUCACCAUCUACAACUUUUUCGUCUGGACUCAUUACUAUUCCGUCGGGAAGACGUACAUGGGACCGGGACAGCAGAGCUUCGGGGGCGUGGACUUCUCUCACGAAGGUCCGGGAUUCCUUACAUGGCACCGUUUUCACCUGCUGCAACUAGAGAGUGAUAUACAGGACAUGCUCAGGAACCCGACGUUUGCCCUACCGUACUGGAACUUUGCGAUCGGAGGAAACGAGUGUGAUAUCUGCACAGACGACCUGCUUGGAGCCAGGAGCAGCUUUGACAUGAACAGCAUCAGCUCUAACUCUGUGUUCUCUCAGUGGAGAGUGAUAUGUGAGGAUGUGGAGGAGUACGAGAAGCAAGGGACCAUCUGUAACAGUACAGAAGGUAGUCCAAUCAGACGGAAUCCUGGUGGCAAUGUGGCUCGGCCAAUGGUGCAGAAGCUACCAGAAAAUCAAGAUGUAAUCGACUGCUUGGAGCUCAAGAAUUAUGAUACGCCUCCAUAUUACUCUACCUCCGCCUGGAGCUUUAGGAAUACUGUUGAAGGUUACAGCACUCCCCGGGGAAUCUAUGACCCACUGGUGCGCAGUCUACACAAUUUGGCUCAUUUAUUCCUGAAUGGUACCGGCGGUCAGACUCAUGUGUCCCCAAACGACCCCAUCUUUGUCCUGCUGCACUCGUUUACUGAUGCCAUCUUUGUUGAGUGGCUACGCAGACACCACCCUGGCACAGUGUUUUACCCCAAAGAAAAUGCUCCUAUUGGUCACAACUGGCGUUUCAACAUGGUUCCUUUCUGGCCACCGGUCACAAAUGGGGAAAUGUUCGUCUCGGCACCGGACACUCUCGGAUACACCUAUGAGAUCCAAUGGCCAAACCGGCCGUAUACCACCUCUGAGAUCAUUACCGUUGUUAUAGUGGCUGUGGUGCUGGUGGUGCUGGUGGUAGGUGGAGUCAUGCCCUGUUUUGUCAGAAUGUAUGGUUCGCGUGAAGGUCUGGAGCCGCUGCUUAGCGAACAUUUCCGUCACUACUCCGAAGACGAUCCCAAGUUUCAGUAUGCAGCCUGAGGAUGGAUGCAGAAGUCGUGUCUCUGACAUACGACUACCUGUUUGAAAUGACACUUUUAACAAAACCUUCUUAAUUUUUAUUCACAUGACACAAGAAAGGCAAAUAUUAGAGUAAUUUUUUAAAAAUUUAAAAAAAAAAAUAUUACUGUUUGAUGAGAAGAAAAUGAUGUGCAAAGCAUAUAAUGUGUUUUUAGGGAGUUGUUUGGCGACACCUAGUGGACAGUUUUUGGGUGGUGAAAUAACUCGUUAAUUUUUACAUUUUUCUGUAACAACCUGGUGAUUUCUUCCCUGUAACACGCAGGACUAGGUAUGUAUUUUAUUUAUAAAAACUGUCUAUUGCACUUUAUGUAUUAAAAUAUCUUAGCUUAUGUAGUUAUGUCAAGUUUAUUGUUGUUUUUAUCAUUGGCUUUCCUUUAAAAAUCUGAAAUGCACUGAAAUGCUGCUACUGGCAAAAUAAAACGUAGAGGAAAAUAAUAAAUAAAUAGAUGUUUGUUGUUUAAAAAAAAAUAGCUUAAAUCUUCACUGGAAAAGUAUAUU